Rhincodon typus (whale shark) is the source of this 6805-nucleotide messenger RNA. RefSeq names its product ankyrin repeat and FYVE domain containing 1 (gene ankfy1). The record is from RefSeq and is a predicted model, not a curated record. Bases 108 to 3608 code for a protein of 1166 amino acids. The transcript has 25 exons. NCBI's taxonomy places the organism in Eukaryota, Metazoa, Chordata, Chondrichthyes, Orectolobiformes, Rhincodontidae. Gene Ontology annotation, molecular function: protein binding; metal ion binding.
CUUUAAGAGAAGCCCCGCCCCCACGCCUGGGCGCGACCAUUUCUGCAGGGGCGGGGGGGGAGUUGGGAAGUGAACGGCCGGUUAUCGCGAGAGCGGCUCAGGCCAAGAUGGCGGAAGAGGAGGUUGCUAAGCUGCAGAAACACCUGGCACUUCUCCGUCAGGAGUACGUGAAAAUGCAACAGAAGCUGGCAGAAACGGAGAAGAGAUGUACUAUGCUCGCAGCCACAUCUACCGUAGAAAAUUCCAGUGACUCCUUUGUUUGCCGACUUCUGUCUAUUGUGUCUGAGCUUUAUCAGCAAGAACAAUACAGUGACCUGAAAGUGAAGGUUGGGGAAAAGUACAUCAAUGUUCACAAGUUUGUGUUGGCAGCACGCAGUGAUACCUGGAGCCUGGCAAAUCUUGCUUCUACCAAUGAACUUGACCUGUCAGAUGCAGAUCCAGAAGUAACUAUGGCAAUGCUCCGAUGGAUUUACACGGAUGAACUUGAACUGAAGGAGGAUGAUGUAUUCCUCACUGAACUAAUGAAAUUAGCUAAUAGAUUUCAGCUAUAUCUCCUCCGAGAAAGGUGUGAAAAAGGAGUCAUGUCACUAGUUAAUGUUAGGAACUGUAUUCGGUUCUAUCAGACUGCAGAGGAGCUAAAUGCAACUACGUUGUUGAACUACUGUUCUGAGAUUAUUGCCAGCCAUUGGGAUGAUCUGCAGAAAGAUGAUUUCAGUAGCAUGACUGCCCCUUUGCUGUAUAAAAUGAUUAAAUCAAAGACCGAAUACCCUUUGCAUAAAGCCAUCAAAGUCGAAAGAGAAGAUGUUGUAUUUCUCUACCUCAUUGCGACGGACUCCCAGUUGCCUGGUAAACUGAAUGAACUUGAUGAUAAUGGAGACCUGGCCUUGGAUCUGGCACUGUCUCGACAGCUGGAAAGUAUUGCAACCACAUUGGUUAAUAACAAGGCAGAUGUUGAUAUGGUUGAUAAGAACGGCUGGAGUUUGCUUCACAAAGCUAUCCAAAGAGGUGAUGAGUUUUCAGCUAGUUUCCUAAUUCGAAAUGGUGCUCGUGUGAAUGCAGCUACAUAUGGAGAGCAGGAGACACCUCUUCACCUUGUGGCCUCAUACAGUCUAAAAAAGCAUUCAGUAGAAGCAAUGGCAGGAAUGGCACGUAUUGCACAAGCACUGUUGGAAACAUCAGCCAAUUCGAACAUGCAGGACAGCAAAGGACGGACACCUUUACACACCUCUAUACUGGCAGGCAAUGAGUAUGUUUUCACACAGCUGCUGCAAUGUAAACAAUGUGACCUGGAGCUGAAGGACCAUGAAGGAAGUACAGCACUAUGGUUAGCACUCCAGGAUAUAACAGUGGACUCUGAUCAGUCGGUGAACCCAUUUGAUGAUGUUCCAGUUGUGAAUGGCACCUCAUUUGAUGAGAAUAGUUUUGCGGCAAAACUUAUUAAGCGGGGUAGUAAUCCGGAUGCUCCCGAUGCAAAAGGGAAUUGUCUAAUGCAAAGAGCGUCGGAGACUGGCAAUGAAGCUGCUGCACUCUUCCUGGUUGCUCAUGGGGCUAAGGUUAACCACACCAAUCACUUGGGUGAAACUCCCCUCCACACAGCGUGUCGUCGUGGCCUGGCGAAUCUCACAGUAGAACUACUGCAGCAUGGAGCGAAUCCUAACAUCCAGACCAAGCGACCACUUUCUGUUAGUACAGGUGUGUCGCAAGACUCAAUGGACAGUCUCUCCCUGCAGACACCGCUUCACAUGGCAAUAGCACACAAUCAUCCUGAUGUGGUGUCGGUGAUACUGGAGCAGAAAGCAAAUGCACUUCAUGCAACCAGCAACCUACAAAUCAUUCCUGACUUCAGUCUCAAAGAUUCAAGAGAUCAAACAGUCCUUGGGCUGGCUCUUUGGACAGGCAUGCAUACAAUCGCAGCUCAGUUGCUGGGUUCAGGGGCUGCCAUUAAUGACUGCAUGUCAGAUGGUCAGACUCUAUUGCACAUGGCAAUUCAGAGACAAGACAGCAAGAGUGCCCUCUUCCUCCUUGAGCACCAAGCUGAUAUAAAUGUUCGAACCCGUGAUAGUGAGACAGCUCUUCAAUUGGCCAUCAAGAACCAGCUGCCGCUUGUGGUUGAUGCCCUCUGUACCCGUGGUGCAGAUAUGUCCGUACCAGAUGAGAAGGGGAGUGCACCACUGUGGUUAGCCCUGGAGAGUGGACUUGAGGACAUUGCCUCCACCUUGGUUAGACAUGGCUGUGACGCAACAUGUUGGGGUCCUGGACCUGGGGGUUGUAUGCAGACUCUGUUGCAUCGAGCUAUUGAUGAAAAUAAUGAAAACUCUGGCUGUUUCCUCAUUCGCAGCGGGUGUGAUGGAAACAGUCCAAGACGACCAGGUCCCAAUGGUGAAGGUGAUGAGGAGGCACGUGAUGGACAGACACCAUUGCACAUGGCAGCAAGCUGGGGUCUUGAAGAAAUAGUGCAGUGCCUUCUGGAGUUUGGAGCUAACGUAAAUACUCAGGAUGCCGAGGGAAGGACUCCGAUCCACGUUGCCAUUAGCAACCAGCACGGUGUGAUCAUUCAGCUUCUGAUCUCCCAUCCUGAUAUCCGGUUAAACGUACGGGAUCGGCAGGGUCUCACACCGUUUGCCUGUGCUAUGACCUACAAGAACAACAAGGCCGCGGAGUCUAUCCUCAAACGGGAGCCAGGGGCAGCUGAACAGGUUGAUAACAAGGGACGGAACUUCCUUCAUGUUGCUGUACAGAACUCUGACAUCGAGAGUGUGCUCUUCCUGAUUAGUGUGCAGGCGAAUGUGAACUCACGAGCGCAAGAUGCAUCCAAGCUUACACCGCUGCACCUGGCAGUACAAGCAGGCUCUGAGAUAAUAGUCCGCAAUUUGCUGCUUGCAGGGGCCAAGGUGAAUGAGCUAACGAAACACCGUCAGAAUGCUCUCCACCUGGCAGCUCAACAAGACUUGCCAACUAUCUGCUCGGUGCUUCUGGAGAAUGGUGUGGAAUUUUCUGCUGUUGAUGAGAAUGGAAACAAUGCUCUUCACUUGGCAGUUAUGCACGGACGCCUGAAUGUAGUGCGGGUCCUUCUAACCGAAUGUAGUGUUGAUGCUGAAGUCUUCAAUCUGAGGGGGCAGUCACCUAUGCAUGUCUUGGGACAUUAUGGGAAGGAAAAUGCAGCAACUAUCUUUGAGCUUUUCUUGGAAUGUAUGCCCGACUACCCACUGGAUAAGCCAGAUUCCGAAGGUAACACAGUCCUGCUCUUGGCUUACAUGAAGGGAAAUGCCAAUUUGUGUCGGGCCAUUGUUCGAGCUGGAGCGCGUCUGGGAGUUAACAACAAUCAGGGGACCAACAUCUUUAAUUACCAGGUGGCCACCAAGCAGCUACUCUUCCGGCUCCUAGACAUGCUGUCCAAGGAGCCUCCAUGGUGUGAGGGCUCAAAUUGCUUUGAGUGCAUUUCCAAGUUUGGAGUUACCAUGCGGAAACACCAUUGCCGCCAUUGUGGACGACUACUCUGUCACAAGUGUUCGCAGAAAGAAAUUCCCAUCAUCAAGUUUGAUUUGAACAAGCCUGUGAGGGUGUGCGACAUUUGCUUUGAUGUGCUGACACUGGGUGGUGUUUCUUAGUAUUUUGUUGGAGUUGCCAUUGCAAUUAGUGUUUUAGCAACACUACACAGAGCUUUUCCAGCAGUGGGGAAACUCAAAUUGGACUGGCACCUUUCGAAGAGAAGCCCAAACACUUGAGGGACUGCAUUACCUUACUCGGAUUGAAAUUAUGCUGUUUGAUUCUCUAAUGUAUUAAUGGACGCUGACGUGAAUGGGUGGAUGUAUAGCCACGUGAAUCGAUCAGAGUUGACUGCUGGUGCUUAUGGCUGGGGUUAGGUUUGACCCUAUUCUGAUUAGGGUUGUGUGGUAGAAAUAUUCCAGACCUGGGGGCACUUCAUGCUAACACUCUCUCCAGUUUCUGGUCUCAUUUUGUACUUUCUUUUAAUCCAGUUCAUUAAUCAUAGAUAACAUUUUUUUUCCCAUUCCCAACUCUAUUCAUAGGUUUUGUCCAAUGUCAGCUUGAUACAGCAAAAGAUGUCAAAACUUGACACAAUAUAGACAGACUGGUUUGGGACUGAGGGUGAAGGCAAAUAACAACUUGAGGGAUUUGACUGUCUUUUCUUUCCUUAUGUAGACUCUACCUGGUAACUGUGCCUCAGUUUGAUUUGUCAAGUUUCUGAUCUGCGUAGAUCAUCUGAUCAUAGAUGACCGCAGCUGAAUGUAUGAAUCCUUGGUUUGGAUCUCUACAAGAACAAACUUAGUAACACUAAUUUAGAACAAUGUUUUAUUACCGAUAGAUGUGUUUGUGCAUUUAAAAAGGGAAGUGCUGCCUGUUUUGACCAAAUGAAUGGUCAUGUACAUGAUAGAAUAUGGUCUCUUUUAAACUGGAAUGAGAGAGCAAACUUUUUAAAAAUCUUCAUGUAGCCUUUGGCAAUCUUGUUGUACAAACAGUACUUUACAGUGGCUUAUGAACUUCCCAGUUUUAGUUCAGUUUUGCCUGAAUGUCCAUUGUAUGGAGCAGUACAUGCAGCACUAACUCAGUUUGCAACUUGUCCUAAUGUCACUUAAUGCUGAUAAUUGUGUUCCACCAGGCAUCCGGGGGGUGGGGGGUGAAAUGGCUACUGCUCACUGCAGGCCCUCUGGGGGAAACCAAAACAAGUUGGACCUCUUUCUUUAACUAGCUGGUGCUGGGCACGCACACAGGGUCUCUGUCUAAAAUAGACUAGGAAGCCCUUUUUAGUUAUGCUGUGUAAAUAGAUGUUCCUGGAGGGUAAAGUGUUAAAUUUGGACCACAGUUCUAACUUGUGUUGUUACAAUGGUUAAAGCACUAUUCUAAGGAUUGCCACUUGACAGUCGUCAAAAUUGUGUGAAAUAUUUUCAGACUACCAAUUCCUGUAUUUUAUGCAUUUUGUACUGUGCUAUAUAAUGCUUCAAGAUAUUUUGAUAAUGUUCUGCUUUAUGGCAUUGUAUCUUGAUCUGUUCAGGUAUAAAGCCUGUUGCUGCAAGUGAAUGUGUGACCAGCUGAAAUUCUGCAUUCACAUCCACUGUAUAAUUCUGCACUGUACUGUGUGUAUGUUAUUGCUUGUUUCUGCUCCAGCGAAUGGGAUGAAGGCUAAAUCCAACCUUUUUGGAAGAGUUUUUGUUUCUGUUCUUGGUCAAGGUCAGCAACUGUUGGAUACACAUUCCAUUUAUUCUGAUGUUGGUGCAUUUGUGAGCAGAGCCGAAUAAUGUAAUGAAGCUGAUCUGAAUAAACUAAGAUAUUUGGCUAACAAUGAUUACUACUCUGAACCAAAUGAGCUGUCAGAGGCCAUUUGUGUGUUGUGUUGAGUGAACAAUGUGCCGUUGGUGGAUUUAUUCCAAAGGGAAAUUUAAUCUCACUCUGGGCCAGAUUUCAAGCCAUUCUCCUUUUAUAUGUAUUGUGACUGGGCCAGUGUUUUAGCGUCCUGUGAGCGAGUUGACUUUACAGCACCAACUCGCCUAUCGUUAUUUCCAGCUGGGAUUUAGCAGCAGAUAAAUCAAGGGACGUUCAGUUCUUAGAGAGCCCCUGACAGUGCAGGUCAUUUUUGACAUCUGAAUAUUGUAAGAGAUCAUGUUUUUGUAGACCAACUGAGUUUCAAGUAGAUCAUUUUUCCAACUCACCCUGGCACUUUAGCAAUUAACAUUCAUAUAUUUCGACUAACAACAAUGAGAAACAAUGUGAAGAUGCUCAUAGAGAGAUCUCCUUUUGUCAUUAUAUUUUUUAAAUGUCUUAAAUCUCAUUCCAGCCAGCAUUCCUUCCUUGAUCUGUGUUGAAGAUUAGUCAAUCAAACUUUUCUUAAAUUGUGAUUACAGAUUAGAGUAGCUUGUUUGGAAUUGCUUUUAAAGCAGAAUUUGAAAGGGCUGUGAUUCUUUAGUCAGUAAUGGUGUACGUGGUGGAAUUAGUUUUCAGGCUGCUUUUAUGCCAUCUCCGGUCACAUACCUGUUUACACCAGCAGGCAGACUUAAUUAUGAUCCUGGAGGUCUGUAAUUACUUGCGGGGAGUCAAGUUGCACCAAAAGCACCAACAUCUUAUGCCAUCUCCUCUUGCUGCUGCCUGUGCAGUUGUAUUUGAGUCUGUUUUCUGUGUAAUGUGACUUUUAACCCAUUGAGAGUUGUGUUGCUGGCAUCUAGACAUUGAUGCUAGAACUUGGAAAAUUUAGCACUUUUUGAAUAAAACCACUUGGGUAAAAUGUAGUUCAACAGCCUGAUUUUUAAAAAAAAAAAAAAAAAAGAAUUCAGUGAAACCUGUUUAGUUCUAGUAGCGAGCACUCAAUGGGCUAAGAUUCAUUCCAGACCUUAACCCUAUUUAAUUAUCCAUUAUUCAGUAUUAGAAUUAUGUUUUAGUAAUACCUAAUUUUUUGCACUAACAUGAACCUAUUGCACAGAAUUGUCUUUAUAAGGUGUAUGUAUACUUGUUUAUGGUGUAUGUGGAUAAGUCUGUACAGCAAUGUCAUUGAAGAGUACCCAAGAUGUUGCUGGCAGUAAUGCUUAGAGAAAUGAUGAUCGAUAUAGUUUGGUAACAAACUGUGUACUUAUACAGUUGCUAGGGUUAAAAUCUGUAAUGGACAGUAAUAGCCAAAGGUGGAUCACUCUCACAUGAGGCUUAGGCCAGAGAUGCAUUAUUUUAAUGGCAGCAGCCUGUGCCCCUAUGAAAUGAGUGUAUAUUGGAAACCACUAUAUACCUAGGCAGCCGCAGUGAGGGAUGUAGCUGUACUUAUAAGACGGACAUUACAUUACAUUACAAUACAAUGGUAAAAUUU